Molecule: messenger RNA, 1761 nt
Organism: Caenorhabditis elegans
Lineage: Eukaryota; Metazoa; Nematoda; Chromadorea; Rhabditida; Rhabditidae
Gene: F44F1.6
Product: PH_RBD domain-containing protein
Exons: 3
Coding region: 7-366 (119 amino acids)
Biological process (GO): autophagy
Source: RefSeq, marked reviewed
UCCACCAUGUCUGUCUCUUCUGAAAUCUCUGCUUCCAAGCUUCCGUAUGUUCGAAUUCCUGGAUCAAAACCUGUGCCACGUCUUCUCAAGUGGACUAUUUUUAAGUGCUCAUUCAUGAAAAUCAGAACUAUUGGACUACACCAUCCAGAUGGUCGUCUUUAUUUCUUCGAGUUCUGUCAAGGAAAGGACACCUUCGUUCCCCAUGUGUGCUCUGCCUGUCUUCCAAUAAUCACUGAGAAGGACCUCUUCCCUGACUACAUUGUGUGGGCUGAAGAAAUCGAAGAUUAUGUGAUUUUUGCAUUCAGCUCGAUGUCGAACAAGAUGGAACAAGUUGGUCUACAAUCGAGGAGAUGCUACAACAGGUGAUAUUGUAGCAGCAUUGUAUGGCGAAAACGAGACAAUUGUGAUUGAAAGAGAUGAAAAUGGAGCCAUGUUGAUAAGAUCAUUUGUGCAUAAAGAUAACUCGCGAAAGCCAGUUAACACGUUGGUAAUGCAAAAUAUUGAGAAGAAUGGAUUGCAGGUUGGAAAGGAUGAAGAAGUAACAGAUAUUAGUAAUGAGUUUGGAUAUUUGGACUACGUGGAGACUCUUCCAGAGUUGAAGAUUAAAACCUGUAGCGCUAAUAGAACUUCUAUUCACGUUUUUUCUAAGAAAACAGGCAGAUAUUUAAAAUAUCAUUAUGUUAUCAACACUGGAAGUUUCAUCAACACAUCCAAUCUUGAUUGUUCGAAUUGCAAUUCAGUUACUUCCGAAAAAUAUCUCCUCCCAGAAUAUUCCGUUUAUUCAAAAGCUUUGGAUGCCCGUGUUAUUCACUGCACCAAUAACUUAACCAGUGAUAUCGAGCAGUACACCUUCAACCCAGAUACCAAUGCAUUCGAACAAGUCUAUUGUAAAGAACUUGUCUACGAUCCAAAUCGAUUCAACAGAGCUUCGUUGGCUGCUUAUGUUUUCCCAGAGAACGUUGCGAAUAAUGGAACUGUGAUCAUUAGCAGAGAUGUUUACGAAGUAAUUCAGAAGGAAAAAUAUUCCAUCGUUACGGAUGAGUAUGUUGUACUUCCAGCGGCUCCAGUGAAGACAUUUGCUGUGAGAAUUCAAGAAGAGAAACAGAAGAAGCUGGAUGAAGAGGAACAACAGAAGGUGUUGAAGACUCAAGAACUGGAGAAACAAAAGGAUGGACAGAUUGUUAUAAUGGAAUUGGAAAUGAAAGAAAUGACAACGUUAUUAGAAGAAAAAGAUACGAGGAUCAAGAUGCAUGUGGAAAAACAUCGUGAUAAGGAAUGUGAACUGGAGCUAGUUAGAAGGAAGUUGGACGACUGUGUUGUGAGAAUGCAGGGAGCAUUUGAACGUGAUAUCAAAUUGGAAGAAGCUAAAGUCCAGGCAUCGAGAGAAGCAAAGAAACAGUACGAAAAUCUUAUGACUAUCCUGGGAGAAAAAGAAUAAUUGAUUGAAAAAUUGAAAGCCGAGAUCGCGGAAAGUGCAGCUAGAGAACAUGCUCAGCGGCAGCUGCAACCUAAUCCAGAAACCGAUUACAUUUCUGACUCCGAGCUCACAGUUCCAUCACCGACCACGAAUGCCAGUGAUGUUUUACAUCUAUCCUUCCCAAGAUUCGCGAGAUCGUCUACAUCUGGCCAACAAUCAAGUUCUGGAGGUUCUGAGUACGUCCCACCACAACUCAGAUGGUAUUUGGAAUAAAAAAAGACUCUGUUUCGGCCUCCUUGGCCCAUUCUUUGACUCUAUUUGUGAAUAAAUGUUUUUGAUUAAUA